AGCGCCCUCUUUAGACUCCGAAUAUCUCGUGAAAUCUCGUAUCUUUCUCGUACUUGCUUCGCGAUUUCUCGAUCUCUUUUCCCAUGGUCUAGCGCUGGCAAAAGGCCGUAGCCGCCAUGAAGAUUAACGUCAGCUACCCAGCCACAGGCUGUCAGAAGCUCAUUGAGGUGGACGAUGAGAUGAAGAUGAGGGCCUUCUAUGACAAGCGGAUGGCGCAAGAAUGUACCGCAGAGAGCUUGGGUGAUGAGUGGAAGGGUUACAUUGUGCGCAUCAGCGGCGGUAACGACAAGCAGGGCUUCCCCAUGAAGCAAGGUGUCCUGACCAAUGGCCGGGUGCGUCUGCUUCUCGCUAAGGGACACUCCUGCUACCGAGCCCGUCGCAAGGGGGAACGCAAGCGCAAGUCGGUCCGUGGAUGCAUCGUAGACAGCAACCUCUCUGUGCUCAACUUGGUCAUUGUCAAGAAGGGGGACAACGAGAUUCCAGGCCUGACAGACAAAACCAUCCCUCGCCGACUGGGCCCCAAGAGGGCAGGCAAGAUCCGCAAACUCUUCAACUUGUCAAAGGAGGACGACGUCCGCGAGUAUGUCGUCAAGCGCCAGCUCCCGGAGAAACCCGACAAGAAAGAUCAGAAGCCCCGCUACAAGGCCCCCAAGAUCCAACGUCUGAUCACGCCCCAGCGUCUCCAGCGCAAGCGCCACAACCUGGCCCUCAAGCGGCGACGCGCCUCCAAGAACAAGGAGCAGGCCGCCGAGUACGCCAAGCUCCUGGCCCAACGCCAGAAGGAGAAACGAGAGGCCCACCUCAAGCGCAAACGCUCGGCCUCCAUGAGGGAGUCCCACAGGGAAUCCACCAGCAAGUAGAGAGCGGACGAACCCGGCAGUGCGACGGUCGGAACGAGAAGGGGUUUAUUGGGGCUGGAUUAGUUUGUGAGCAGUUGGGUUGGGAUAACUUGUUCAUAUCACCGUGUUCUCAGAAAGUUAUUGAAGUUAUGCUGGAUAGUUGCUAGACUAAUCCAGUUUGUCAAAAUGAAACCAAAUUUUCAGCUGACGUAGAGAUAAAUCACUGAACUACCGAGGAAAUAAAACACCACAAACGAGUCA
This is a messenger RNA of Patiria miniata (bat star), 1100 nucleotides long. It is a transcript of the gene rps6, whose product is annotated as 40S ribosomal protein S6-like. Gene Ontology annotation, biological process: translation. Gene Ontology annotation, molecular function: structural constituent of ribosome. The transcript is spliced from 5 exons. The record is from RefSeq and is a predicted model, not a curated record. Lineage: Eukaryota; Metazoa; Echinodermata; Asteroidea; Valvatida; Asterinidae. The coding region runs from base 117 to 860 and encodes 247 amino acids. Gene Ontology annotation, cellular component: ribosome.